Molecule: messenger RNA, 1998 nt
Organism: Cuscuta epithymum
Lineage: Eukaryota; Viridiplantae; Streptophyta; Magnoliopsida; Solanales; Convolvulaceae
Source: the annotation of a GenBank genome assembly
CUAGUCUUAUAAAUACUGAUGUAAUACGUAGCUUUAAUAUACAAGAAUACACAUUCUUUACAUGGUAUCAGAGCCUUGUAGAAUUCUUCUCUACAUUUAUUUUUUUUCUCCGUCUCCUCCUCAUGGAGAUCACACAAGCUACCACUCUUGUUCAACUCAACGCCCCAACGAACUUUCCCAUCAAAUUAUCUGCAACCAACUUUCCAGUAUGGCGCCGGCAAAUUGAAGCCACUCUCAUCGGGUUUGAUCUUCUUCCAUACAUCGAUGGUUCUCUUAUUGUUCCGUCUCAGUUCAACGAUGAUGCCAAGAAGGUUCCAAAUCCAUGCUAUUCCACGUGGUUCCGCCAGAAUCAGAUCCUUAUUAGCGCGUUUCUUGGGGGCUGCACCGAACCUGUUCAACCCCUUCUCUCGGCCGUUACCACCGCAAAGGAGGCCUGGGAUGUUCUUCUCACCAGUUAUGCAAAUGCCUCUCCCGGUCGUAUUCUUGCACUCAAAAGCAAACUCUCUCGUAAUCCCCGUGGCAACAGAUCCAUUCCGGCUUACUUGAAAGACAUGCAAGAGAUUGCCGGUGAUUUGGCAUUGGCGAAAAAUCCUGUUUCUGACACUGAUUUGCAGAUAUUUAUUCUCAAUCAGUUAGGAGAUGAUUACCGAUCUAUUAUCAGUGCACUCCGGGUACGUAAUACACCCACAUCCAUGCUUGAACUUUCAGAGAUUCUCACGGAUCAUGAACGUUUACUCAAAGAUUCUGAAGAUGAUGGACCCUCUUUUCUGCCUACCGCUAAUAUAACUCAACGUCAGCCUUCAUCUGGGUCUGUUUUAUCUGAUUUCCGCAAGCGAGAUCACCUCUCUGGGCAUCGCAGCAACUCCGGACACCGUCCGACUCAGUCCUCUUCUGGUAGUGUUUCUCCAGUCCCUGCGGCUGGCCGCUCACGUGCAGUUUGUCGUUUUUGUAACUUUUCAGGUCAUGUAGUCAAAGAUUGCCGCAAACUUGCCCGAUUUUUACGGGAUAAUCAAAUUCAUACACCGCCUGUUGUCAAUACUAUGACUCACAGUGAUCUCUCUGGAUCUUCUCAACCAUGGCUUUUUGACUCCGGAGCGUCUCAUCAUGCAGCUUCCGGAGUGGCUUCCUUGCAGGAGUUUUCAACUUAUGAUGGUCCUGAUGAAAUCCGCCUGGGAAACGGUACGUGUCUUCCUAUCACUCAUAUUGGUCAAACCACUGUUUCGACAUCUACCCGUCCUCUUUCUCUUAAUCAAGUCCUCUGUGUUCCUCACUUAAACAAAAAUCUUGUUUCGGUUUCUAAACUCUGUCAAACUAAUCAAGUUUCUGUGGAAUUUUUUCCUUCUUAUUUUGUUGUGAAGGACCAGAAAACCGGCACUCACAUCAUGAGGGGUAGAAAUGUCAACGGUGUUUAUUAUGCUCCCACCACUGUUGGUUCACCUACAAUCAAUGCUACCAGUUUGUCUUCCGUGUCUCAUCUUCAUCAUAGCCUGGGACACCCAUCAAAUAAGAUUCUAGUUACUCUAUUGAAUAAAUGUGACAUGAAUGUAUCCUCCAAGGCCAUUCGUGACUUUACUUGUACUUCUUGUCAUAUCAAUAAAAGUCAUAAAUUACCUUUUGCAGUUAAUUCUCUUACUAGUUCUCGUCCACUAGAUCUAGUUUACACCGAUGUUUGGAGUACAAAACAAAUGUCUUGUGAUGGUUACUACUAUUAUGUUAUAUUUGUUGAUCAUUUCACAAAAUAUAGCUGGUUGUAUCCUCUAAAAAAGAAAUCUGAGGUCUCCACUAUUUUCCCUCAAUUCAAACGUCUAGUUGAACAUAAACUCAAUCAGAAAAUUGUCACUAUUUUUUCUGACAAUGGUGGUGAAUUUAUCAAAUUAUUGCCCAUGCUUAAUUUAUCUGGCAUUUCUCAUCUCACCACCCCACCUCACACUCCCGAACAUAACGGGACUGCUGAGCGUCGACACAGACAUAUUGUUGAGACCGGUUUAUCCCUUUUAC